AUGUCUCCCCGCGGCGUUAUCAGGGAUAUCAUCAUCACGCCUGUGGCAUUUCAUGACAUGCCCCUGCUGAACAGUGUCGGUGUACAUGAACCCUUCGCACUCCGCAGCAUUAUCGAGGUCGUCACGGACGACGUCUACGGGCUAGGCGAAUCCUACGGCGACUCAACCCACCUGGGCCGCCUGCAACUGGCAGCCGAUCGAAUCAAAGCAAAGAACCUCAAAGUGUACGACACCAACUCCAUCUACCAGAUAUGCGUCGACUCCCUCAAGGGCGACACCACAACCGGCGGUGACGGCAUGGCAGGCAUGGUGACCACUGCUUCCGUUGCUGACAAGGUCUUUUCUCCUUUCGAGGUUGCCUGCCUCGACAUACAGGGCAAAAUGGCAGGCAUCCCUGUCAGCGAACUGCUCGGAGGCCGUGUAAGAGACAAUGUUCAGUACUCGGCAUACCUUUUCUACAAGUGGGCUGGCCACCCCGGAGACGCAGAUGAUGAGUACGGCGCGGCGCUAGAUCCGGAAGGACUAGUAAAGCAGGCUCGGAAGAUUAUUGACGAGUUCGGGUUUAAGGCAAUCAAGCUCAAGGGCGGUGUCUACCCGCCAGCUCAGGAGGUCGAAGCUAUCAAAGCCCUCCACGCAGCUUUCCCAGGCGUACCCCUGAGAUUUGAUCCCAACGCCGCCUGGACGGUGGAGACGUCAAAAUGGGUUGCCAGGGAGCUCGAUGGUAUUGUUGAGUACCUCGAAGAUCCUGCACCGGAGAUCGAAGGGAUGGCUGCCGUGGCCAAAGAAGCCUCCAUGCCCUUGGCCACCAACAUGGCUGUCGUCGCCUUCGCCCAUCUCCCCCCCUCCAUUUUGCAAAACGCCGUUCAGGUGAUCCUCUCCGACCAUCACUUUUGGGGAGGCUUGCGCAGGUCCCAGACAUUGGCAGCUAUCUGCGCGACGUGGGGUAUGCGGCUUUCAAUGCACUCCAACAGCCACCUGGGCAUCUCUCUUGCGGCCAUGACCCAUCUAGCUUCGGCGACCCCUAACCUCGACUACGCUUGCGACACUCACUGGCCUUGGAAGCCGCGCGAUGAGGAUGUUGUUGUUGAUGGCGCGAUCAAGUGGGUAGAUGGCGGCGUGGAAGUUCCCACUACACCGGGACUUGGGGUUGAGCUCGAUAGGAAGAGGUUGGCAAAGCUUCAUCAGCAAUAUCUGGAUUGUGGGUUGCGGAAGCGCGAUGAUACUACAUAUAUGCAGAAGUUCCAGCCAGAUUUCUCCGCCAAGAUCCCCAAGUGGUGA
Molecule: messenger RNA, 1278 nt
Organism: Colletotrichum karsti
Lineage: Eukaryota; Fungi; Ascomycota; Sordariomycetes; Glomerellales; Glomerellaceae
Product: mandelate racemase/muconate lactonizing enzyme domain-containing protein
Exons: 1
Coding region: 1-1278 (425 amino acids)
Source: RefSeq, a predicted model, not a curated record